Oppia nitens is the source of this 2013-nucleotide messenger RNA. RefSeq lists its product as uncharacterized. Gene Ontology annotation, molecular function: protein-folding chaperone binding. The record is from RefSeq and is a predicted model, not a curated record. The transcript has 9 exons. Bases 1 to 1638 code for a protein of 545 amino acids. NCBI's taxonomy places the organism in Eukaryota, Metazoa, Arthropoda, Arachnida, Sarcoptiformes, Oppiidae.
AUGGCGGCAAUAAAUGCCGAAGAAGUGGAUUUAAUGGAUGAAAUCAAUUCAAUAUUAAAUGAUUUGAAUGAUUUGAAUGAAGAGAUCAUUGAAUUUAAGGGAACCGAUCGUAAUAUGAAAUACAGAUUUUUGAAUGACACGCUUAGCCGUUGUAUGACCAGACUGUACAUUAUUGACACCGACGGCAGCAAUGGUGAUGUCCUCCGUAUGGCCCGUAGAGCAGCCGUUGUCGACGUCCAGAAGUGUAUUGAUUUGUUGGAGAAAAAAUUAACCGAAAAUAAUGAGAAACAAAAACUAAGUAUAACUGAUAUCAAUGACAAACCGAUUGCCGAGAUGUCGACUACGGAAACAAUUGAUCUCAACAUAGAAAAAUAUAUUGUCCAAUUGAGUAAAUUAAAUAUUAAUAAAAAUAAAACCAUCAUAUUGACUGAUAAUUUAACUAAUCAGUCAAAAUUAGGUAUUACUGAAAAUAAUGACAAACCUACUGCUAAGUUACCGACAAUUAAACCAAUUGAUUUCUUAAUAUCAAAUCUUAAAAAUACAAAAACCAGUGACAAAUCAAUUGGCGAAAUGUCGACUAAGGAACCGUUGAAUUCAAACUUAAAUGCUUCAAAUAGUGACAAAUUGAUUGAAUAUCAAACUGAUACUGAAAUCAUUGACAAAACAAUAGCCGAAAUGUCGACUACGGAAACAAUUGAUACUAAUAUAGAUAAAAUAAUAAAUCUCAAUCAGUUGGAUAUUAUUGGUACCGAUGAUGACGACGACUCAAAUGAUACCGUCGCUGAAGUCCUUAAAGAGUUCUUUAAGACGACGAAUACUGAAAUCAAUAACAAACCAAUAGCUGAGGAACCAAUUGAUAUGGACAUAGAAAAUAAUACUGAAGACAAUAAUCAAGAAAAUGUUAGUCAGUCUAAUGAUGCGGUUAUAAAAUCGCUAACAUUAAGUAACCAAUUGGAUAAACUUGAAAAUCACAAUCAAAUAACACUAUUACUAUUGGGAGAGACCGGUGUCGGCAAAUCAACAUUUAUCAAUGCAUUUGUCAAUUAUCUACUGUUUGGCAAAAUGGACGACGCAAUAGAAAAACCAAUUUGUUUGAUACCCGCAAAGUUUACAUUAACCGAUUGGCAGACCGGAGUCCGUAAGGUUUGUACGUUUGGUACGCCGAGUGAUACGGAAAAUACUGAUAAUGUAAGUGAAUCUGCUACACAAUACCCCCGAUGUUAUACAUUUGAUUUUGGCACUUAUCGGCUCAAUAUUAUCGAUACACCCGGUAUGGCCGACACUAACGGUUUGGAUAAAGACAACCGAAAUAUGCAGAAUAUUCUUAAUUUUAUUUCAAAUUACGACACUAUUAAUGGUAUUUUUGUAUUAUUAAAGCCAAAUGAGUCGAGAGUUACUGAAUUAUUCAAGUAUUGUAUAUAUGAGUUGUUGUCUCAUUUAAACAAAUCGGCCGCCGAUAACAUAAUGUUUGUGUUUACCAACGCUCGGAGCACUUUCUAUGCACCGGGAGAUACAACUGUAUCUCUGGAGGCUGUGUUGGAACAGAUACGACAGCAUCCGCCAUAUGUUAGGAUCAAGUUUGACAAAAGUAAUACAUUUUGUUUCGAUAACGAAUCGUUAUUUAGUGGCCGUCAGUAAACCUAAUAAUAUUAAGUUUAACGAAAAUAUUCAAAAGUUAUUUAAAGAUAGUUGGGAAAUAUCAGUCAAUGAAUGCUUACGAAUGAUGCAAUACAUAUGUGAUGUAAAGCCACACAAUGUUAAGGACACUCUAAGCGUCAAUGAGGCCAAACGUACCAUUAAAUUGUUGACACAACCGUUGGCUGAUAUUAGUAAAAAUAUUGCCGAUAAUAUCAAUGAAUGUCAGAUACAGACAGAAAAUAUUUUGCAAUUUAAGGGUACAAUUGAAGAACUGAAAUGCGAACUUUAUAUACCAGUUAUUGAUAUCAAGUCCAUACCAUUGGAUCAUCCGAUGACUGUAUGCUCGGACAAGGAUUGUUGUGAACUAAUGAAUAU